AAAUUAGCAAGUAGACUUUUCAAGCUUUUGAAGUUAUAGCUCUGCAUUUUCAAGCUUUCCCUGAAAAGGUAUUUCUAAAUCAUCGAAUUACCCAUUGAGGAUUGUAAGGGGUAAUAAUGUGCAUCUAAUCAAGGUACUAUCCCUACUAUGUAGAUCUUUAAGUUCAUUUGACUGAAACGCCUCCAUUUUUAACAAAACGACGGUCGAAAUGUCAUUUUUCUAGCCCCCCAUUGCCCAUGGCAUUCCCCAUUUUGUGUAGGCCUACCCAUCCUUUUCUUCCAAGGUGCAUCUAGCGGUAAGAGUCAGGUGAGAUUUCUGACGACGUGAUGGUUCGCCAGAUGGAGGUGACGGCAGGUGGGCACACGCAUUGGAUUGCGUGGCUCAUUCGAUCACCGUCGCUCCGACAGAACGUCGCAACAGGUGAGAUCAUCAGCGUGAACAGCCGCCAUCAUGGAACGCUUGUUCAGGAAUCCCCGCAAAGUUAUGAUUCAGAUGGGAGCUGCUGCUUCUGCCUCACUGUCCUUCAUGAUCCUGGGGAUGGUUCGUGCUUGGUCCAGUCCCGGUAUGCCGUCGCUGAUCAAUUCAAAGGCAAUUCCUCUUACCGAAUCGGACAUUUCAUGGAUUAGCAGCAUCCCGCCACUCGCCUCGCUGGUCGGAAGUUUGUUGGCUGGACCUUGUCUAACUUACCUGGGCAGAAGGCGGACCUUGAUGCUGAUUUCCAUUCCGUACAGCCUGGGAUUUCUGUUGAUCGGCUUCGCUUCGCACGUUUCGAUGCUUUACAUCGGACGAAUCCUGGAUGGAGCCAUGAUUGGCUUUACCGCGCCAUCAGCACAAAUUUUCAUUGGCGAAUGUGCAUCACCCCGAGUGCGUGGAGCCCUUGGAGCUUUCACCGCCAUCUUCCUUUCGUUGGGUAUUUUGAUCACCUACAUCAUCGGGGCUUUUGUUCCCUGGAACGUCUUGGCCUGGAUUCUGAGUGCCUUUCCAGCUCUACUCUUCGUCGCCAUGUACUUCAUGCCCGAAACGCCCACCUGGCUCCUGUCGAAGAACCGCGAAGAGGAAGCCAGGAAGUCGCUGCAAUUCCUGCGAGGAGUGCACUCUGACGUUAGCGUCGAGUUCGAGCGCUUGAAGGCUAACAUGGCCAAAGGUACCAAUUCGCAGCAGAUCCAACCCAAAGAGCUGCUGAAAGGAUCCGUCAUCAAGCCCCUUUUGCUCUCGAUGGCCCUCAUGUUGCUCCAGCAGUUCAGUGGCAUCAAUUCCAUCAUUUACUUUACCGUUUUCAUUUUCCAGAGAGCCGGGAGCACCCUGGACAAAAAUUUGGCCACCAUUAUCGUCGGUAUUGUGCAACUCUUGGCCACUAUCGCAUCCAUGUUUUUGGUGGACAGGGCCGGGCGACGAAUUCUUCUUCUAGUUUCUGGCGUCGUCAUGGCAAUCUCUCUGGCCGCCCUGGGAGCUUUCUUCUACAUGGUCGAAAUCUACGGACAGGAUGUCCAGCAAACACUCGGAUGGCUUCCGCUGGCCAGUUUGAUCCUCUUCAUCAUCGCCUACUCCAGCGGUUUCGCCAAUGUUCCAUUUCUCAUCAUGGGCGAGCUGUUCCCAGCCAAAUUUCGGAGCAUUUUGGGGUCUCUGGCUUCUUGCUUCAAUCUACUCUGCACGUUCACAAUCAUUCGGAGCUUCGGUGACAUGAAUAAGACUCUGGGCGAAUACGGGACCUUUUGGUUCUACAUGUCCUGGUGCGUUGUGGGCGUUUUCUUCGUUUACUUCUGCCUGCCGGAAACUAAAGGCAAAUCGUUUGACGAAAUCGAGCGGAUGUUCGCCAACAAGAAGAAGCGGCAGCUGUACGCCGAUGAAGCCGAGACGGCCGCCGGUCCGGCGGCGGACCGGAACGAUGUAGUCGCUGUCGAAACUGUUGUUCGCGCACCGAUCGAAGAAAAAUUAUCGCAGCCACACUCUUAUGGCGGACACGAUUUGGAGAGUGAAGCGGAGGACAACGGAGAAGUUGUGCCCACUCCACUUUAGAAGUUGCCAUUCAACUAUAGCCGGAUUCAAAUUUCAAAAUUUUAUCGUAAUUGCACUUUUAUCUCUGCAUAUUUUAAGCAGUCUUAACGAAUAAUGUACAUCAUUGUAAGUUAUUGUUUGUAUUGUGCGUCGGAUGCAAAUGUCGCGGUGCCAAUAUUUUUAUCGAGUUGAUGUGAGAGAUUAAGUAGAACAAUUUCGUGAUUUUAAUGUCGAAACGACGAGUUCAUUCGCUCUACUCAAUGCCUAAUUGUAUCAAUGGAUUUCUUGCAAAGAAUAGAGAACAGAAUCUUUUUUAUA
Messenger RNA from Daphnia pulicaria, 2313 nucleotides. RefSeq names its product facilitated trehalose transporter Tret1-2 homolog. The record is from RefSeq and is a predicted model, not a curated record. The transcript has 7 exons. NCBI's taxonomy places the organism in Eukaryota, Metazoa, Arthropoda, Branchiopoda, Diplostraca, Daphniidae. Gene Ontology annotation, biological process: transmembrane transport; carbohydrate transport. Gene Ontology annotation, molecular function: sugar transmembrane transporter activity. Bases 451 to 2016 code for a protein of 521 amino acids. Gene Ontology annotation, cellular component: membrane.